Megachile rotundata (alfalfa leafcutting bee) is the source of this 2995-nucleotide messenger RNA. It is a transcript of the gene Tmem63, whose product is annotated as transmembrane protein 63. NCBI's taxonomy places the organism in Eukaryota, Metazoa, Arthropoda, Insecta, Hymenoptera, Megachilidae. The record is from RefSeq and is a predicted model, not a curated record. Gene Ontology annotation, cellular component: plasma membrane. Gene Ontology annotation, molecular function: calcium-activated cation channel activity.
AAAUCAACGUUCUUGUACGAAUAACGAAACUUACGUAAUACUUUUUAAAUAUUUUUCAAGUAUUUAUAAAAUUUCUCAAAAUUACCUACGUAAUAAUAGAGGUUCUCGUUAGCGAUGAUAGAUCAUUUCGUUACGAGUCUACAUCUGAUAUUCUUAUCGGAUACUUUGAUCGCGUUAAGGUUACGUUGCAUUGACACGUAAAUUUAUAACGACACUCGUGUAUAAUGUGUCAAGUUGACGCAUGUUUGUUGACAUGUGUCUUUCUAUCUAUUAUUUAAUGCUACAUUGAUUUAAACGUCUCAGGGAACAUGGGCUACGUACAUUUUCGACAAUGUAGCUCGAAUCUACGCGAAACACCAUCCACAGAAACGUGUAUUCCGAUACCGAGGAAUAACAGAACGAUAAUAACCGAUGUUUAUGCAGGGAUUCCUGAAAAUUUGUUAUUGAAUUUUCUUGGGUUUUUGUUCCUGGUUAUUUUGUUCGGUUUAUUACGUAAGAAAGCAUGGAAUUAUGGACGUCUUGCGCUGCUCAAUAAGACGGAUGAACGAUGGAUGGAAUUAUUUUACGGAGUCAAUGAGAAUAGAGAUACGGACGCUAUAUGUGUAGAGACCUCUGUUAAUUCGCAACUUUCGCAAGUGGACAGAGGCUUUUUAUCUUGGAUUGUCACGGCAUUCAAAGUAACAGACGAGGAAUUGUUGAAACGCGUUGGACCGGAUGGCUUACUGUACAUAUCUUUUCAACGCCAUUUAAUCAUUUUGAUGAUCUUAAUGGUUAUCGUAUCGUUAGGCAUAGCGUUACCAGUUAAUUUUCAUGGAAAUAUGCAAGGCGACGAAGCAACCUUUGGUCAUACCACUCUGUCCAAUUUAGAUCCGAUGUCUACGUGGAUUUGGGUGCAUACGAUAUUGAUCUUGUCGUAUUUGCCGGUCGGUGCUUAUGUUAUGAGACAUUUCUUCAAAAAGGUACAAGAUUCCAAGCAUGGCGGUGAAUUAGCGGCUAGAACGUUAUUAAUUACGGAAAUACCGAAGCAUCAGUGCAACGCCGACGCUCUUGCAGAAUAUUUGAAAGAAACGUUUCCUACCUUGUCGGUAGAAGAUGUUACGUUGGCUUACGAUAUUAGACGGCUUUCGGCGUUAGACGAAGAAAGAGAUUGCGCCGAACAAGCCCGUUUAUAUUGCGAAAAUUAUGCUAGAAAACGAGAACCGUUAAAGAUGUAUCCGUAUCCGUGUGGUCAAGUAAUAGGUUGUUGUUGUAAAAACCAAGUUGAUGCUCAAGAAUUUUAUACGGACGAAGAAAUGCGAUUGACCGCCUUGGUCGAAGAGGAAAAGAAAGUAGCGUUGAGUAAACCUCUUGGAAUAGCUUUUGUAACUUUAGGUACCCCCGGUGCUGCUAUAGCUAUGCGGAAGCAGUUGCGUUUGUUGCCUAGUAUAAAGUGGGUUGUAGAUUACGCACCUAUACCGUCCGAUAUUUUCUGGGAGAAUUUAAGUAUACCAAGAUCAUGUUGGUAUUUAAAUGCUGUGUUGAUCAACUUUGCAUUGGGUAUCAUGCUAUUUUUCCUCACUACACCGGCUGUAAUAGUGCCUGCUUUGAAUAAAUUACCAAUCGCCGGAGACAUUAUGAAUCUUAGUCCCGUAGUUUCGUCCUUUCUUCCGACCGUAUUACUAGUCAGCGUGGCUGCUUUGAUGCCUGUAUUAGUAGCCAGAAGCGAAUCGUUGGUUAGACAUUGGACUAGGAGUAGUCUAAAUCGAGCAGUAAUGACGAAAACGCUGCUUCUUUUGUUAUUAAUGGUCCUCAUACUACCGAGUCUGGGUUUAACCAGCGCUAAAGCAUUUUUAGAUUGGACUGCGAACGCGACGAACGAUACCGGAAGAUGGGCCUGUGUGUUUUUACCCGAUCAGGGUGCUAUAUUCGUAAACUACGUAAUUACCGCAUCUUUGCUCGGAACUGGAUUGGAAUUGGUCAGAUUUCCUGAACUAGCGUUAUAUACCUUCAGAUUAUGCAUAGCUCGAAGCAGAGCGGAAAGAAUACACGUCAGAAAGGCGGUAUUAUGGGAAUUUCCUUUGGGUGCUCAUUACGCUUGGUUACUUCUAGUUUUUACUAUGGCAACGGUUUAUAGUUUACCUUGUCCGUUAAUUACACCUUUUGCGCUGCUAUAUCUCGUGGUGAAACAUUUGGUGGACAGGCACAAUUUAUGCUUCGCUUAUGGACCAAGCGUUGGCGGUGGUCAGUUAGCCGGUGCCGCGGCGAGUGCUACCGGUGCUGCCCCAAUUUUGGCACAAGCUGCGCUCUUAGCUUUAGGUUUAGUAAGAAGAGGAUUAUCGCCUCUGGCUGCGGUACAACUCAGCGGUCUUGCCGCGAGUAUUCUAGGACUCGUCACCGGUGCUACUUUACCCGCGUCGAAGUCUAAGACUCAAGUUUUGAAGAGAGACUUGUCGACUGGUCAAAAUUUUGUUGCUCCUGUAUUAAGGAAGAAAGUAAUAUCGUUGGAAGAAACUGUAUCUACAACCUCCGAUUCUGAUCUUCGUUUAACCAGUUUAAGAAGUACUACCGCUUCUUCGAUGCAAGAAAGUCCGAAGCUUUAUCAGGAUUACGGGAAAGAAUCGCAAGCGUAAUCGUUUUUUCGAUUAGGUACGUGAUGCGCUAUUAUAAUUUCGUGUAAAUAUACCUUUCCAUGCAUACUAAUGAAACGUCGUAUAUAUCUGUUACAUCGUACAUGCAAGUACGACGAUAACGACUCUUUAUACUUGAAAAUUAAUUUAUUUGUAAUUAAUUAACAUUUAAUAUUCCGAUUAGUAAGUAUGAAAAUAUAAAAAAAGUUGAGUAACUUACCGUUUACGAGAAUACGAGAGAAAUUCUUGAGAUUAAAUAUAGACUCGUGCAACCGGUGUAGCUAUUCGUUGUUAAUGGAAAGAAAUAACAAGAAACGCGUAUAAAUCAUUAUUUGUUUAAUAGCAUGACAACAACAAUAAAUGAUACGAGCAACGAUGAUUAAUUAUAA